AUGACCUCCAGGUUCCCUGAGCUGGCCUCAGCUUUCCCGCAGCCUGACCCCAUUGAACCCUCCAGCCUUGGGGAGCAGCGCCUCUCAGGUCCUGCCGCCAAGGUCCCAGCGUUCAGAAUGGAUAUGAAGUUUGAGGAUAUGGUCAUUGCCUUCUCUCAGGACGGGUGGGGUCUUCUUGAUGAGGCUCAGAGACUUCUGUACUUCGAUGUGAUGCUAGAAGUGUUUUCACUUGUACCAUCUCUAGGUUGUUGGCAUAAAGAGGAUGAUGAGGAGGCCUGUUCUGAUCUGAGUGUUUCUGUACAAGGAGAGUCACAUGUCAGGGCUUCUAAGACAGCUCCAAUAACACAGAAGUCACAUUUUUGUAAGCAGUGUUUCUCAGUGUUAAAAGAUAUUUUGCACCUGACUGAGUCACAAGCAGAAUACUUUGAGCACAAUCACUUCUUUAGUGACGCAUGUGUGGGAGACUUCUGUUUCAGUGCAAACACUCACCAGCAACAGAAGGAUGUCAGUGGAGAGACCUCCUGGAAAGAAGCUAUGGACAGGCCUUCAUUUAUGAACAGGUGCAGAUUCUACUUAUCAGUGGUGCCUUCAAACAUCAGUGAAGGUGGAAAAGACAUCCAAUCUCCCUCAGUGCUUCUCCAGCCUUGGGCCUCUCAGAUCACUGAAGAGCCACACAGUGGCAGUGAGAUGUCACAAGAAUAUGUCAGAGGAAACAGUCAUCACCAGUGGGCUGAUUGUGAAAUAGAUGCCAGCCAGAAACAGAAAGUUGUUGAAUGUCAGGGUGUCUGUUCUGGAGAUCUGAUUUAUGAGUGUGACACAUGUAGUAAAGUUUUCAGACAAAUCUUUAACCUCAUUCAACAUAUGAGAGUUCACAAUGGAGAAAAGCCAUCUGAGUGUAUGGAUUGUGGGAAGUCCUUCAGUCAGAGUUCUACCCUCAUUAAACAUCAGAGAGUUCACACUGGAGAAAAGCCUUAUAAGUGUAGUGAAUGUGGGAAGUCCUUCAUAAGUAAGUCUAAUAUCAAUAAACACCAGCGAGUUCACACUGGAGAAAAGCCACCUGAGUGUACGGAUUGUGGGAAGUCCUUCAGUCAGAGUUCUACUCUCUUUCAACAUCAGAGAAUUCACACUGGAGAAAAGCUUUAUAAGUGUAGUGAAUGUGGGAAUUUCUUCAGAAGUAAGUCUAAUAUCAAUAAACACCAGCAAGUUCACACUGGAGAAAAGGCUUAUAAGUGUAGUGAAUGUGGGAAAUCCUUCAGAUAUAAGUCUGAUGUCAAUAAAUACCAGCGAGUUCACACUGGAGAAAAACCAUAUGAAUAAAAGCCAUCUUAGUGUACGGAUUGUGGGAAGUCCUUCAGUCAGAGUUCCACCCUCAUUCAUCAUCAGAGAAUUCACACUGGAGAAAAGCCUUAUAAUUGUAGUGAAUGUGGAAAGUCCUUCAAAAGUAAGUCUGAGGUCAAUAAACACCAGCAAAUUCACACUGGAGAAAAGCCAUAUGAAUGUACAGAUUGUGAGAAGUCCUUCAGUCAGAGUUCUAAACUCAUUCAACAUCAGAGAAUUCACACUGGAGAAAAGCCUUAUAAGUGUAGUGAAUGUGGCAAGUCCUUCAGAUAUAAGUCUUCUGUCAAUGAUCACCAGCGAGUUCACACUGGAGAAAAGCCAUAUGAGUGUACAGGUUGUGGAAAAUCCUUCCGUGCUAGAUCUAACCUCAUUCGCCAUCAGAGAAUUCACAGUGCAGAAAAGCCUUAUGCGUUGUAG
Eptesicus fuscus (big brown bat) is the source of this 1755-nucleotide messenger RNA. RefSeq names its product zinc finger protein 551-like. The record is from RefSeq and is a predicted model, not a curated record. Gene Ontology annotation, biological process: regulation of transcription by RNA polymerase II. NCBI's taxonomy places the organism in Eukaryota, Metazoa, Chordata, Mammalia, Chiroptera, Vespertilionidae. Gene Ontology annotation, molecular function: DNA-binding transcription factor activity, RNA polymerase II-specific; RNA polymerase II cis-regulatory region sequence-specific DNA binding. The transcript is spliced from 5 exons.